Molecule: messenger RNA, 3503 nt
Organism: Rhineura floridana
Lineage: Eukaryota; Metazoa; Chordata; Lepidosauria; Squamata; Rhineuridae
Gene: PRUNE1
Product: prune exopolyphosphatase 1
Exons: 9
Coding region: 57-1589 (510 amino acids)
Cellular component (GO): cytoplasm
Molecular function (GO): exopolyphosphatase activity
Source: RefSeq, a predicted model, not a curated record
UCCCCUCUCUCUGGCUCCCCCAGGCGGCCUCCUCCAUCGCCCGCUUCGCGUCGGCCAUGGAGAGCUUCCUGGGAGGCUGCAGGGCCACCCUUCAGGUUAUCAAGAGCAUCCCGCUUUGCCCCAGAAAUCAUAGAUGCUCCCAUCCUCUGGAAACUGCAUUCCUUCCGAGGAGUGGGCCUGUGGCCACACACGCCUCUCCGGGUGAUCACGUCCGGAGCAACCGGGAGGUCCACGUGGUGCUGGGGAACGAGGCUUGCGACCUGGACUCCAUGGUGUCCGCCUUGGCCCUCGCUUACUUCUUUGCAAAGACUACUCCAGAGUCAAACGGGGUCUUCGUUCCAGUCCUUAACAUCCCCCGCUCAGAAUUCCCACUUCGCACAGAGAGUACCUUCCUCCUCAAGGAACAGCAUGUCUCAGAGAGCUCCAUCAUCUUCCGGGACGAGAUCAACCUUGCCACCUUGCAUCAAGCAGGACUCCUUUCUCUGACGCUGGUUGACCACCAUGUCCUGCCAAGCGGGGAUGCGGCGCUGGAGAAGGCAGUCGUUGAGGUGAUAGAUCACCGCCCCAUGGAGCGGGAGAGGGGCCCUCCCUGCAGAGUCACGGCAGAGCUGGUGGGUUCGUGCGCCACGCUGGUGACGGAGAGGAUCCUCCAGAGCCCAGCACAGGUUUUGGACAGACAGACGGCAGCUCUCUUGCACGGCACGAUAGUGUUGGACUGCGUCAACAUGGCUCCCGAAGCAGGCAAAGUGACUCCGAAGGACAUCUAUUAUGCUUCCCUUUUGGAAUCGAGGUUCCCUGAUCUGCCCCUGAGAAGCGUCAUAUUUGAAGCCCUACAAAACGCCAAGUUUGACGUCUCAGGCCUCACCACAGCCCAGAUGCUGCGCAAGGACCUGAAGGCCCUCUCCGGCAAAGAAGCCACCAUCGCCCUCAGUGCCAUAUACAUGGAUCUACAGGCCUUUUUGCAUCGCCCUGGUUUGGAAGACGAACUGUGCGCCUUCUGCCAACAGAGGAGCUACGAUGCGCUGCUGGCCAUGACCAUCUCCUUCAACGAACGCAAUGAGCCAUUCAGACAGGUUGCCCUGUACAGCCAGAAUGCGGCGCUCCAGGCUGCGGUGUGCCAAGCCUUGGAAGGUUCUAGAAACCCGACCUUGGGGUUGUCUCUGCUUGAGAGCCCGUACCCUACCAUCUGCGCCUACAGCCAGGGCAACACCACCGCCUCACGCAAGAAGGUCCUUCCUGUCAUCACAGACUUCCUAAGGGAGUGGGGCCAAAGCGAUCCCACCGGUGUCGACAUGCAACCGGAGGCCACAGACCUGUGCCGCAAGACGAGAUCAGAGCCCAAAGGUACCGAAACCUGCAACCAAGAAUGGGGCGGGUCCAGAAAGGAACCCGCAAAGCCUCACCACUUGGGGGAGGACCUGGCUGCGGAUGACGACACCCUCCUGCCUCCCACCCCGAUGAACAGCCUCGUGGACGAGUGUCCCCUCGACCGGGGUCUCCCCAAACUGUCAGCAGAGGCCGUCUUUGAAAAGUUCAACCGCAUUGCGGCGGCUCGUUCCGCUGAGGAGGACAGCCCUGAAAAGAAGUGACACUGAGCACGGACUGGACUCCUCUGGAUUCAGGGAGCGCAGGGGCGUGAUUCGUGUGUGUGUGUGUGCACGGGUGAAUGGAGGAAUAGGAAUACCCACUUGUUCCGGGGAAAUCAAACACAUGGUAUGUUGCUCUACAGCGGUACAUGACAAUGUUGCAGCUCAGAAAUGAAAGGCAGGUAGGAAUAUUUCGUGCUUGGGAAUUGCUAAACAAAGCGUUUCUCCAGCUAGAUGAGAGAGCUCUUGAGCAUGUCAUAACUUGGCAAUGUAGGCCCAGCGGCCCUUCAGGUGUAGGCCAUGCCUACUCUGGAUUCAUUGGAGGCUCCAAAUCCCUGACUAUUUAUAGGUCCACAAAGGCUAGAGACAUAGAAGCGCAGUGAGCAGGUUGAAGGAACCAGGGUGUGCGCGAGGGUAUGAUUUAAGUAAAUAGAGAGAUGAGGCUUUAAAGGGAGGCUUCUUCCAAGAUCGUUAAAGGUCACAGAGCAGGAGAUGGACUGCUUUGAUCCACAGAGCCUAACCCUUGGUGAAACGGGAUAAGGGCUUACACAGGAGGACCUUCCGGUGGGCUGUGGGCCAGUGAUGAUUAUGCUGGAGACAGGCAGCAGUUUUAAGAGGACUGUGAGUGAUUUGAGAGAGGCAUCACUUUCUGUGGCACAUGCUCACAUCUUUGGUCCUACUGUCGUCUCCGAUCAAACAUGUCAGGCAGGCUUUUUUGGGGGGAGGGGGUGGAAUUCCAACAAAAAAGCCAAACCCUUCUAGACCUGUUUGACCUGAUCAGAGGCGAAAGUAAAAUGAGAGUGUCCACAACUGUCUUUAAGUCCCAAGGCUCAGGUGUGGAGAUUAUCUAGCUCACUGUUCUUCAACCUUGGGUCCCCAGAUUUGUUGGACUACAACUCCCAUCAACCCCAGUCAGUUUAGCAGUGGCCAAGGAUGAUGGGAAUUGUAGUCUAACAGAGUGCAAGCUUGCGAGUUCUGCAGAAUUGUUCCUCAGGAUAGAUCAGGUGUGGGGAUCCUUCGGCCCUCCCAGAUAUUGCUGAACAACAACUCCUCUCAGACCCACCAAGCAUGGCCAAUGGCCAAGGAUGAUGGGGGUUGUAGUUCAGCAACCUCUGGAGGGCCAAAGGUUCCCCACACCUGAUCUAUCCUGAGGAACAAUUCUGCCGAACUCGCAAGCUUGCACACUGUGAUGUGACGUUUUUAUCGGCCUCAAUACGGAUUUGGGAACGGUAAAGUCCAGCUUCUUGAGCACCAGACCUGUGUUAUGCUCAUUCCCACACGUGCACAGAGACUCUCUUGUGAACGCAGCCUAUUUCUACGCCACAGAUUCCACCCGUUUCAUAGAGGCUCCUUCCUUACUAUCCGGAGGAAUGCUGGGAAUUGUAGUUCCGGGGUGGGCGAGUGGGUUGCUGAACCUCAGUAAGUGUGUGGUGCUUCCAGUGGGGUGGGAAGAGUUCCCUCUUCAUGCAUAUUGAGAAUGAUGGAAUCCCAGGAUUUUCACCGCCUCAGAGCAGCGUAAUACAUUUGUCAGAACUGUGAUUUUGUGCGCACGCAAAGAUGUUUCCCAAAGUCUGUUGGAACAAUGCAGUUCUGGGGGCAGAGCUUCUCCAUCUGGUGUCUUUCACAAUUCGGGUCCAUCUCUCUCUCUCUCUCUCUCUCUCUCUCUCUGUGUGUGUGUGUGUGUGUGUGUGUGCGCGCACGUGUGCAGUUUUUUAAAAGGGUUAUUCUCUAGGGAAGGGAAUAAAACGGAUGUUGCUGACUGUCACCCUCUUGGAGUGCAAGCUUUUGGUUUCGGAACGAUUCAGUGUGGGUCACAUCACGUUAACUUUGGCUGCUGUUGUAUGCCCUUAGCAUGGAAUGUGGAACAGAUUUAAUACAAUUUCUAAUGAAUUAUAAUAAACCAACAUUUAAAUACUA